UGCGCACGCACAUGAAAACUUGUAGGAAAUCUGCCUGCACGCUUCCUGCUUCUGCCUUCGAAAGCGAGAUUGGGGGCGGGGGAGGGAGCGCGUGGGGAGAGGCUCCUCCGUCUGACAGCACAGGCUGGAGAGGAGCCAGGGGCGCCUGAGAGAGCCAGAGAGAGACUUUAGGAAAGAGGUGCUCUGAGCUCCGCGGGGCUGCACGGCUCUGGGGACCCAAAGCAGGGAGCCAGGCUGCGUUCGGGGGUGUGGAAAGUGGCCCCUAUAACAGCUAACGGAGAAGGCAGACAGCAGCAGCUGCAGGCAGGAUACUGAAGCGCUGAAUGGAGCUGCGCUGUGACCUACAUUUCCCAAGGAAGCAAAGCGCCCCCAGCCCCCGGAGCUUCCUCGGCGCCUGCACCAUGAAAUGAUGCAAGUGAAGCCCCUUCUGCCCCGGCAGGUGCCUCCUUAGCCAGGCUUCUCGCCCUGCCGCCUCACCUCACGCCCUUCGUCGGGGACGGCAGGACAUGGCCAGCUCGGCGCCGUGGGCCCACUGGGGAGAGGCGGGCCUUGGCCAUGGCUCUGGGCAGCGGCAGCGCUGGGAGGAGGCGGUGGAGCAGAGAUCUGAGGGGUACAUGGAGGAGAAUGGAGUUGCUGGACUGGACGAGAACGGACUGGUGGGUCGCGCUGGCCAGUGGGAUGAGUCCCCGGCCCAGGGGCCCACUGAACUGGAGUUCCUGGGGAACGUCAGGCUUAUGAAGGGGCCACCUUCCCCCCAGGGGCUCUUGGCACAGAGUGACAGGAGCUUCGACCUUAGUGAACUGCAGGAGUUUGAGUGGAGCAGUGUCCAAGGAGACAAUGCCAGGAGCCCACCCGCUGAUGAUGGCGAGGAGCUAGAGCAUGAUGGGACACAGGAGGACCCAACCUCCCCAGCCCACUGGCACCCACAGAGAGACAGGCAGCUAGACAUGACUGAAGAGGAUGAGGACCAAGCCAGCUCAGGGGACGUGGAGAGACAGGAGGGGGACUGGGAGGCAGGGAGCGAAGGGGAGCUCUCUUUCGAGGGCCAGUAUGGCUCAGAGUACAGCGCCAGCCCUGAUGCUCUGCGGGACGCCCAGGCUCUGUACGGGGACUACGGCAAAUCCUUCAGCUUCACCACAGAUGGCGGAGAGGAGCUUUCGGGACACUCUGACGUCAGCCCGCCCCCUUCCAGCACCCUGCUGGAGCGCUCCCACAAGCCAAGCCAGAGAACCGGAGCUGAUGUCUUUGAAAGCCGGAGCCAACUCGGAGAGAGCCUGGAGUUCCCCGCAGAAAUGGAGUCCUCGUCGCCCUCAAGCGGGCACCUGGACAGCCCCAAGCUGAGCCCGCUGGCUGAUUCCAGACGCUGGAGCCUGAGCCGGAGCCUCCUGCACCACCUGUCUGUGGAAGACCUUCAGAAUGCCCCGAGCAUCGACGCGGAGACCUUGCCAGAAUCCUCCUAUACUGAGAGCGUGGAGGACCCCCCACGAACCAUCUCCAAGGCAACCUCUGCUGCUCGAGCUAGGGCAUCCCACCGCCGCCCUGUGCCUGCAGCCGAGCCUUCGGAGAGCUCAAGGCUCAAGGCAACAGAGACUCCCCUUUCCCUACGGCAGGCUAGCAGCCAGCAGCAGGACAGGGCUCGGAAGCUGAAGAAGGCCAUUUCCCCAGCACUCCCUUCCAAGUUCAUCAGGCAGUCCAGGUCCCUGAGCCCUCGGGGGAACACCAGUAAGCAGGCAGAGCGGUCUGGCUCGCCCAAGUCAGGCCCCGCCAGGCCGUCCCUGGCUGCAGCCGAAGUCUUGCGAUAUGGGCGAGGCCAGCUCAACUACCCGCUGCCGGAUUUGUCCAAGGUGGAGCCGCGGGUGAAGUUCCCAAAGGACGAUCAGAGUUACCGCCCUCCGCGGAGCAGGACUCUGCCCAUGAGGGCCAGGGGGUCAGCGAGCCCCGUGGUCUUCAAGUCUCCUGCGGAGAUCGUCCGGGAGGUGUUGCUGAGCAGCGCGGAGGGGUCCCCGCAAAAAUGCCCUACCCCUUCCACCACCAUGGUGCCCGAGGAGUUCAAGUCCCCACAGCAAGCCACUGAGCUGGUGAAGCAGCUGCAGGAGGACUACCACAGACUGCUGACCAAGUACGCUGAGGCUGAGAACACCAUUGACCGGCUGCGGCUGAGAGCAAAGGUGAGCUUGUACGCCGACCCGCCGAAGCCGAGCCACAGCGUUCACAUGGGGACCAUGGCCCACGGCUCCAAGGUCAUGGCUUUCAGCAUCCCACAGAUCCAGACGGCAGAGUUCAGCACCACUCCUGCUCCAGCCCUGCCAGCGGGUCUGGAUGAAGAGCCAUCGUCAGCACCAGGUAACCAGGCUCCAUCCUUUCCGGCUCAUUCCACACUCACCGGGGUUGACGCCUGCACCUCUACAGAGAGACCGUUUCCGGAGGAUCCCCUGACACAGACUCUGGCGGGUCAGGCGAGGAAAUUUGAGAUGCAGGUGGAAUCCUUCGAGGGACUGAUCCAAAUGGGAAGACUGACCCCGCAGGACCAGCUCUCGGGAUUUGCGAGGCUGAAGGACGCGCAGGAUGCUCUGGAGCGAGCGUAUCUGCAGGCCCGGGAAGAAAACCGUCUGCAGCAACAGUGCCCAGGCGCAGCGGGGCCCCUUGGGGACUUCGAUCCAGACAGAGCGGUGGAAGGGGAGAUAUUCCGCCUGGGAAUGCGCUUGGAGGAGCUGAAGGAUGGGAUUGACCGAGCGCUGCAGAGCCUGCCCUCCCCGAGGAGUUGCUCUGAGCCAGCCUUGCCUCCCAGCUGUUUGCCAACCCUGGUCUCAGAGCCGCCACUCUCCUCCCCAAGGCCGUCAGUUCAAGCCCCGAUCCCGGCCCUUCGCACUCCCUACCCUGAGGCCCCUGUUCCAAAGCAUGCCCGCGCCCAAGUGCAAGUGGACGCAGAGGUGAGUUCUGCGAGUGGCGAGACGGAGGAGGAGAGAGAAGAGCUUCCCGAGCCCCUUCGGCACAAGCAGCUUCAAGUGGAGAAGUUCUUCGGUAACCUGCUGGACCACUACAAUAGCUUCAAGUCCUUGCCUGAAUCUCUGAGCAUGGAACAGCUGGGCCUGGAGGAGAACGGCUCCCCACAGGAAGUGGAUGGCCCUGCUGCAGGAGAUGCUGGGACGGCUGAGAGCCCUCACAGGAUGUUGUCAUUAAAGGAAGAGAGGACCCAUGUGACCACUCAGCCGCAGCCCCCGGAGAGGAGGUCGCACGCCCUGCAGCCAGGGGAACGCCGGCAGCUGGUCAGGAAGAGCAGUCGCUUGUCCUCUGUCCAGGGCGAGGAGUCCCUCCCUCGGAACAUGGCUAUUAAAGCCAGGCCCCAGGAUGCAAUCCCCAAGCCAUCCUUCGGGGAGCAGCAGGAGACACUAUCCCGCCAGAGCAGCAUGGUGGGCAGCGCCAUUUCUGAGCACCUUCCGCAGAAGCCUUUCCGUCAGGCAAAAUCCUCUCGGUCCGAGGAUCAACGCAUCGUGUCUCCAGAGACGGACAGCGGGUUUGUGGGGUCAGAGGCCAGCAGGGUGUCCCCGCUGACGCGCACCCCGGAGCAUCGCUCCUCUCGCACUGCGACCCCCGGCAUGCUGGGAAGAUCUGGCCCCACAUCCAGCCCUGCUGCCCUUCGCACUUCCCUGCGGAAAGAGGCAGCCCCCCUGCCGUCGGAAAAGGAACUGCUGGGCAUGUACACCUCCGCCAGCCAGGCGCCCCCCAGAGGCAGUGCCCGGAGACACAGCCUGCCCCGGGGCAGCCUCUCCCCAACCAGCUCCCCUCCCCAGUGGACAAACAGUAUCACCAGCGAGGUGGGAGCAGACGCAGACAUCACUCACACGGACUCCGAGGCAGAGCGGCACAGCAGGGCCAGCACUUCUGAUCACCGUCCCAGCAAAACUAGACGCCCACCCAGCUCCACCACCACAUCGCCUUCCCCAGUUCGGGCUCACCACGGCCUCCUGGGCUCCCGCGUGGAACGAGACCAGGCCAUCCGGGCUCUGCAGGACGAGGUCUCGCGGCUUCGGCAGCGGCUGGAGGAGAGUUUGCACCGAUCCCGCAGCUACCCAGAGGGAAAGUCGUCCCCACGCACCGCUAGGAGCAGGAAGCAGCCCCUGGGGAACGGCCCCUCAGUCCGGAACUCAGGCCCCUUUGGCGAAUCCGCAGAGAGGAGCCCAGGCGAGUUUGGGGAGCCGGCUCCAGCGAUCAAGCCAGCGAGGCGAGUGAGGUCGGCGUCGCUCCCUCGGGAUGGGCCUGAACGGGACCUCACGUCGGAGUCAGACUGCCCCCCGCCGCGGGCUCGGGAUGGGAAACCCAGGACAAGCUUCUCCUCCAGGCAGAGCUCUCCGAGGCCGCUGACAUUCAAGGGCCAUUACACAGGGACGCGCUACCACUUAUCGGCCCCUGUGUCCCCAGAACGGAGGGAAGACACGGGCCCCACUUCCUGCCUCCAUUGCCAAGGGACCAGGACACAAGCUGGCAAUGCAUCAGCAGGGGACACCGUGAGACCCGCUCAGCAUAGCACUCCAAAGAAGACGCACUGUCCAACCUGCAACGGGACCAGGAGCACCCCUGUUUCUAAAACCAGGGACAAAGCAGCACAUGCGACAGGCCGCGGCACAGAGAGCGCCUCACCUCAAGGCUCCGGCCUCAGUCACAAACCCGAGAAGCCGCAGCAGCCUGGCCUCUGGUACCUGGCGGCCCCACCCCCUGGCACAGCUGUCAACUACAUCCCAACAGUGCCCCUGGUGCCUUACUCGCCCUCUGUGCUCUACUGUUCUCCACCAGCACCUACCUCAGUCCCCGGCCCAGAUGGCCUGCCUGCCCAUUAUGCCAGCCCGUACAGAGUGGCGGAGCUGAAGCCCUGGGCCACCCGGCAGCAAGCCCAUGGUCACCACCACUCCCUGAUGCUUGACUUCGACGACCUGGAGGACCUCAACUGGUCCCUGAGCCAGGCCGUGGAAGCGGCCAAGAGCAUGAAGCUCACCACCAAGCAAAUGAACAGGUCGCUGACCUCUGAACUGAGCAAGGCCAGGCGCCUGAGGGGAUCCUGCCUCUUCUGACAGAACCGGGGGACGGCUUCCUCUGGGGCCUGGCGGGGACAGUUUGAGCCGGCAGGCUGAGCCUCUCCAAACAUCUGGAGAUAAGCCCCCCAGCAAACAUCUGGGGAACUGAUUUGCCAAAGAAUGACUAGACUGUCCCUCAGCUUCCCCCUCCUUCCCGUGGGGCUGCAGAGCCGUCCGCUGGCGCCUGAGGAGCCUGUGACACACUGGAGUCUCCACGCGGGAUCCGCGUUGGAAGCUAAACCUGCAGAGUCUCUCCACCCUUCUCCAGAGCCCCCUCAGCCCGCAUGUUACAGUUGCCUUAAGCCUCAAGCCUCUCUGCUCAGCAGGACCAGAGCUGCGGUUGCACUGGGGAUCUCACCUGCCCCUCUCCGCUUGGCCAGUAGCUUUCGGUGGUUGUUAGUUUUCUUAAAGGAUCAAAUUUGAAGACGAAGGAAGACAGAGAAAACCUCGGGACACGUGACUAGGCAGCUGCCCUGGCCUCCCAGGGGCCUGAGACUCGCACUUUAGAAUCCCCCCGGCCUCGUCCCCAGAGAGCGCUCUACUUUUAAGUAACGUUUUAACUCCCCUUCCCCUUCUCCCCAUUGGCCAGCUUGGAGAUGGACCCCGGCCAAUGGCUUACCAUCGCACUGUGAGUUCCCUCCCCUAGCCCUUGCAGAAAUUCCCACUUGGGCCUUACCCCGCCUUGCGUUGCUAAAUCAAUCCGUUUCCCUGUGGCUCCGUCCCAAUACACCACGUCGUCGGGUUGCUGUGGCACAGCCUAGCUGGGACAAGCUCGGUUUACAAGCCGAGUCUUUUCUAGCGUCGCUCUUGUUUUGUGUAGGCCCUAUCAGAAUAAGGGUGGAGCUCCCUUUGCAGCAAAGGUUACCUCCGAGUGCUUGUGCCACGGACAGGGUACCGAUCUCUGUUGUUCUACAUUCAUCGCAAAGGGGAAUAGAGGAGGAUCAGGUGUUUAUGUGGAAUUUUAUUGUUUUUCUGGCUGUUGUUGCUGGUGUUAUGUUGGCAUCGGAGGGGACGGGAGAAUCGAAAGGGCUUUGCUUCCGCAGUCUGGAACUCAGCUUGGCUGGGGAUUCAAGAGGCUUGUUCACCAUCUCCUCUUUCUCUUUCUCUAUCAUCUCUCCUCCCUGUCUGCCGUUUCUGGCUUUGCUGGGAGGGCAGAGGAAGCACAAACGGUCAGUUUCAUUUUCUGUUUCUAAGGCCUGAUCCUGAGAGGCAUCGAGCACUCUUGCUUCUCCUUGAAUUUGAGAGAAGCCACAGGAGCGCAGCACCAGCCGCGCGGUUAUCCCCGCACUGAUUCUCCUGGGCUAGCCCAAUGCUGCUGGUCCGGGAGCUGGCCAAUGCGGCGUUAGUUUUUGUUUUAACCUUGUUUUCCUUGGCACUUAUUUUGAACUCUCACAACCAUUUCUAUGGAGAUGAACAUCCGAACCUGCAAUCAGAUCCACUAGGGUGCAGCCCCCUCCUCCCUUCCCCCCCUUGACAAGAGCUGGUAGAAAAAUAUGUAAGUACUUGUCACUGCAAGUGUUCAUUUUCUCGACAUUUUUUAGUGAAAAAUGUCAACAUUUUCCCACUUUUCACUGGAAAAAAUCUACAGCCGGAAAUCUUUGUUUUUGGUUCUUCCCUCUUUCUUUCUCCUCCUUUCUAUGUUGCCACUGAAGAGGCAGAGGAGGAAGGAAAAAAGAAAGCAAGUGCUAGAGGGAUCAAUAAUUGAAAAUUUUUAAGCAAAAAAAAAAAAAUCUUAUUCAAAAGUUGGAAAAUUACAACCACCACAUAUCUGCAAAA
This is a messenger RNA of Chrysemys picta bellii (western painted turtle), 6845 nucleotides long. NCBI's taxonomy places the organism in Eukaryota, Metazoa, Chordata, Testudines, Emydidae. The record is from RefSeq and is a predicted model, not a curated record.